This is a messenger RNA of Ornithorhynchus anatinus (platypus), 1312 nucleotides long. It is a transcript of the gene CENPH, whose product is annotated as centromere protein H. The record is from RefSeq and is a predicted model, not a curated record. Bases 63 to 794 code for a protein of 243 amino acids. Lineage: Eukaryota; Metazoa; Chordata; Mammalia; Monotremata; Ornithorhynchidae. Gene Ontology annotation, biological process: kinetochore assembly; chromosome segregation; mitotic spindle organization. Gene Ontology annotation, molecular function: kinetochore binding. The transcript is spliced from 9 exons. Gene Ontology annotation, cellular component: kinetochore; nucleus.
GUUUCGGAGUGCUUCGGAGCGGCUCGGGCCGGUUCGGAGCGGUUCGGGGCGGCUCGGAGGCCAUGGAGGCCGUGGAGGCGGCGCGGGAGGCCGCCCUUAGGCUGGGGGAGCUGCUGGCGGGCGGCGCGGAGGAGCCGCGGCCCGCGGACGGAGACGGCCAUCACCCAGACGUGCUGCGGCUCCACAGGUUAAGUGAGAAAAUUAAGCAGCAACUCAUGGAAUGUAAAGUGAUGAUCGAUAGGAGUGAGGAAAGAACUCCUGAUCAAAUCAUAGAAGAGAGAUUAAUCGAAAGCCAAGUUGAAGAGUUGGAAGGGGAAAUCGAAGAGGCGAAGACUUCUUUCAUGAACAAAACUCUGGCAUUAAGAAGGUUGCAACUCGGCAACACCCUCGAAACCAAGCUGGUGAAAAACGACAGCGAUUCUGGAUUGAUCUUGACGACCUUAAAGCACAUAUUAACGCUUAGUGGUGCCAUCCUGAAAGCUCAGCAGGAAACUCGAGAGUUGGACGGAAGACUGCUUGAAGUUAGAAAGAAGAGGCUCGCCCUGAAGCAGACUGGAGAAGGCAAACUCGUAGACAUCCAGACCCUAAAGAGGAAGAAAAAAGAGGAAUUGGAGGGUAUGGAAGCGAGCGACCUGUUAAAGAGGAUCAAGGAGAACGUGCGAAAGGAAAUUCAGAUGACCGUUGUGAUUCAGAACGUCUUCCAGAACAUCAUUAUUGGGACCCAGGUCAACUGGGCUGAAGAUCCGGCCUUAAAGAAUAUUGUUUUACAGCUGGAGAAAAGCCUAGUGUCUUGAGCAAGACGACCAUAUAUCUUUUAUGUAAAUCGUUGUUCUUUCGGAGCUAACUUGAGAGCUUAGUCGUCCGGAUGAAUGUGACGUGAUUCUGUCGGUCCUGCACGUCUUGAGGAUGCGCCUCAUGAUUUUUAGAUGGAUUAAAGUUUCUGCAAGCGCCCUAAUGCAUUUCUGCUCCAGAGAUUCCGAUCUUUAAAACCUGCCCGUUAGGAACCUGCUAGGUAUCGUGAUCUUAUCCCAUUUUAUAAACGAUUUUUUUAAAAGCUCUUUUUUAAUCUGGGAAGAUACGGAUUGCUCAGCGAAUCCGUUCUGUGGUUACAACGACCGUUUCAGAGCGUCCUCCGGGAAAAUGCCUUUCGAUUGUUCCGUGGGGGUCACGCUAAAGAGAUCCGUUGAGAAGAGCGGCACCGUGAUAUGCUCAAAAUGACCUCUGAUUUCAUCGAGAACCUUUAAACCCGAUGUUUAGGGUAUAAAGUUUGUAUUUACAUCGAGUAUUGGAUUAAAUUGUAUGGCUUCCAAUC